Trichophyton rubrum CBS 118892 is the source of this 1314-nucleotide messenger RNA. RefSeq lists its product as uncharacterized. The record is from RefSeq and is a predicted model, not a curated record. The transcript has a single exon. Lineage: Eukaryota; Fungi; Ascomycota; Eurotiomycetes; Onygenales; Arthrodermataceae. Bases 1 to 1314 code for a protein of 437 amino acids.
AUGUGCGAAGAUGUUAUGGACGAGGCCUACAACAAGCGCUCCAGGGGCCGUCCACCUAGCAAAUCUACAACGAAGUCCCCUCGACAAAAGGCAUCUGUCAAAUCACUUGCAGAGGAGAGACCUUCGUUGGCGGCCGGUGGGGACCCGAUCGAUGAUCGUGUUCUCGACCGCAUCAAGAAAUGUCUUAAGCGCGCAAACCAUGAGAAUUCAACGGAGUCUGAGGCAAAGGCGGCCCUCUUUCUGUCGCAAAAGUUGAUGACCCAACAUAAUGUUACCCACGCCGACCUGCUCUCGAAGGAGUCAGACGAGCAAGUGCAGGUUGCAGGAAGCAGUAUUGUGGCCAUCACUAGCACAAAAGAUGGGAGCAACUCUGUACGCAACGAAGGUUUUGUUUUCGAUGCUGCUCACGCCAUGCAAGAGCUUUUUGACUGUCAAUGCUAUGCCAGCCGCGAGUUCAACUCAAUUGAGUGGACAUUCUAUGGAAUCGCCGAGAACACCGUCGCUGCCGCCAGAGCUUUUGAAAUGGUUUACAAUCUCAUUUCACAAUGGGCAUUGGCCUACAAAGGCGUGUCAGCCAGGUUUAGCUAUGCCUGUGGAGUCGCUUCCGGUUUGCGAAGCAUGGCAUAUGAAGAAAAAUGUCAGGAAGCAGAGAUGGCUCGAAAAGCAGAGCUAGAAACCCUGAAUGAGCGCAUUAGAGAAGACGAACGUCAACGCCAGGAAGAACUGGCCAGACUGAAUCCCGUUCAAAGCGAAUUCGGACCUAUUAGCGAUGACCAGUUGUCUUCACAAUCAAUGGUGCUGAGUCCCACGGGUUUGGGCAAUCCGGGAACUACUCCCAAGACUAACAACGGGGACGGAGACGGGGACGCUAGCAGCGAUGACGAGGAAGCAGGAUGCGGUUUUACGGUUGAGCCGGAUUUCAAGGAAGCGGAUGGUGAUUUGCUCGAUCCCACCGCAGAUUUGGACGAGGAGAUUGGCAGGCUUCUGAAACGCGAAGCAUCACCAUUUAUUAGCUUGGAUGGUAUAAAGUCAGAGGAGGAAAAGCAAUCGCAUUCCUCAACCAGUGUGGACACGGCUAUGCCUAGGGAUAUUCCAGUGGCUAGUGUUCCUGCGGCGAGCCCGUGGAAAUCCGAGAUGCAACUUAUUCGGUUCCGCCAAACGUCAAAGAAAGUAGGGGACGACUAUCUGAAGCAACAAAAUAUCCGGUUAUGCACGACAGCACGGCGUUACACAGAUGUCAGAGAUGCUUCGGCCUAUCGCCAGGGCUUGAAAGACAGUAACAAGGUCGAUGUCCGACGCAGAAGGCUUGAGUAA